Messenger RNA from Spinacia oleracea (spinach), 1821 nucleotides. Its product is annotated as glycerophosphocholine acyltransferase 1. Bases 175 to 1299 code for a protein of 374 amino acids. The transcript has 8 exons. Gene Ontology annotation, biological process: phosphatidylcholine biosynthetic process. The record is from RefSeq and is a predicted model, not a curated record. NCBI's taxonomy places the organism in Eukaryota, Viridiplantae, Streptophyta, Magnoliopsida, Caryophyllales, Amaranthaceae.
AUAAUUUGACGUGUAGUGGUGCCAACAACAUCUUGUCAGAAAAUCCAGAAACGCACACAGGAUUGAUGAUUCUCGAUACCAAAGAUCCUAAACUUCCAUAUUUAGAAACUCAUAUACUUCCCAAUUGAUCAAUCGAACAAUUUAGAACACGCAUAAUUAGUAAAGGCAAUCAAAAUGACGAGCAGUGAUGAAGGAUUUGAAGAACCCAAUGAACAUUCAUUUGAGAAAGUUAAACAGAGGUUAAUAGAUCGAUCUAAGAAAGUUGCAGAAACACGAGACAAAACGAAGAAGAUCAUAUCUGAACAUGCGGAACGGAUUGCUAAACAAGCUGAAGAACACGAACGAUUCAUCAAUAAGGUUACUUAUUUGUGUGGUGUACUAGGGUUUGGAGGAUUUUGCUUUCUACUUGGGGCAAGGCCACAAGAUGUUCCAUAUGUGUAUUGUUUAUUCUAUGUUACAUUUGUUCCACUUAGAUGGAUUUACUAUCGGUACAAGAAGUGGCAUUACUAUCUUCUGGACUUUUGCUACUAUGCGAAUACAAUAUUCUUGGUUACACUUCUGAUGUAUCCGAAGAAUGAAAAGCUUUUUAUGGUUUGCUUUUCAUUUGCUGAGGGGCCAUUAGCAUGGGCAAUUAUUGUGUGGAGAUGUAGCUUGGUUUUUAAUUCCAUUGACAAAAUUACUAGUGUCCUUAUUCACCUAUUACCUGGAUUGGUUUUCUUUACUAUUCGUUGGUGGAAUCCAGCUACCUUUGCAGCCAUGCAUCCUGAAGGAACUGCUCAAAGAGUCUCAUGGCCUUACGUGGAAAACAAAUCAUACCCGUGGACUUGGCUGUUUCUUGUCCCGUUGGUAGCUUACACCCUUUGGCAAGUUCUCUACUUUCUAAUAGUUAAUGUGUUGCGUAGACAGAGGCUGUUGCGGGAUCCAGAAGUCAUGACUUCUUACAGGGAACUUUCAAAGAAAGCUCAGAAAGCAAACAGCAUAUGGUGGCGCCUGAGUGGCUUGCUCGGGGACCAAAAUCGAAUGUUGAUGUAUAUAGCUUUUCAGGCUCUGUUUACUGUAGCAACAAUGGCACUCACUGUUCCCAUCUUCCUUUCAUAUGAGUUAUCUGUCAUCUUCCAAAUUCUAAAGGUAUCUGCCGCAGUCUGGAAUGGAGGAAGCUUUAUACUAGAAGUUAUGCCCAGACAGGUGAUUCAGAAGGAGAAGAAAAAAACAGAGAUGCAACCUCUUGAAGUUGAAACUCAGCCUGAUUCAUCAUCAUCACCUGUUCAGACCCCAGUUCCUGCAGAUCACAUACAAUAGAGGUGAUCAAAGCCCGGCUGGGCUGGGCUUUAACACAAAAGAUUCAUACCCAGACCCGUAAAUUUGGUGCAGGCUUUUGGGGAUGAAACGGGGUUUUUUCAGGCCGGUUCGGGAGUUGGUCUGCUCAAACUCUCGUACUUUUUCGGGCCGGGCUAUAGUUCCUGCAGAUCAUAUACAACAAUCUUGACAGUUGCAAUCUCCCAUGCCCGCCUUAUUAAUGAUUUCAUUUUCCCUCGUGUUUUUUUUAUGAAUGAACUUCAGUUCAUACUUAAAUAUAAGAAUGAAUGUACUGCUUUUUGACGAUGAACUUCCUGUCUUGUCUAUAAUCUGAUCAAGCAUAGUCAAUUAGUCAUGUAUUAGGAUGCAUCUGCAGGUUUUAUUAUGAGAUAAUUUCUCGUUGACUUUAAAGUAUAUUUGUGUAAUUGUGUAUGUGUUAAAAUCAUUAAUUUGUAUAGGGACAAUAUCUUAAACUUGUCCAUAACUUUAAAAGAAACUUGUCUUAUGAAAUUGGCUUUGUUGGUU